AUGAUGUUGAGGAAGGGAAGUACAUCAUCGUCCAAGAUGGGAACGAGGACAUGGCAAUCGGAGGCAUCCUCUCUCGAGACGGUGGGUGUGGUUUCAUCAGAGAGAAAACCAUCGUCAUCAUCGAAAAUAAUAUCAUCAAAAACAUCAUCUCAUUCAAAACAAGUUUCAUCAAAACCAACGAGUAGUGGAAAUCAACGAAAAGCAUCUCCUCAAACAGUUGAAAAUGUAUUGGAACAGUCAAAAAAGAAUUCAGUAAUUUCUCAAGCAAAACAAAAAGCACAUGAAACGACAAACAAUGUUGACAAACUCGCUCUGGAAACUGUAAUUUUAGAAGAAGAAUUAAAACGAUUGAAAUUUAAUAUUAUGAAAGAAAAGGAAAAUUGGAAAAAUGUUCCAAAACAAGGAAUUUGGAAAAGCUCACAAAAAAUUCGAGAAAAUAUAUCAGGACAAACAGUUGCUUCACCAUUAAUACCAUCGAAGCCCAAGAGUUCACAACGUGAGACUAGGCCGUCGUCAUCAAGUUCAAGUUACAACAGUGACGAAGGAAAAAUUAUUAAAAUAAGGUCGUCGGUAACAAAUUUUCAAGACCUUGGAGUCAAAGCGUGCAACAAUGAACUUCCACCAUCCCUUAAAACGAAACCCAUUCCUGGAACCAUCUAUGAGGAAAUUUGUGAAAUACCAGAUUCGUCGAAUCAGCAACCAGUUCAAAAACAAACAAAACUGGCGGAAGGUGAAUAUGAUGAAGCUCUUCAACAGAGAUUGUUUCAAGAAGCAGUUAGGUCUUGGCGAGAAGGGAAUUCGGACGCAAAAAUUCAAGAGUCACCAGCAACAAGUAGUACUCCUCUCAGAGAUGGGACCUAUGAUGAAGAACUUCAGCAAAAGUUAUUCAAGGAUGCUGUAAUGGCAUGGCGAGGAGAACAACCACAUGUCGUAAAAGCUCCAACGAGCAAUGCGGAAACAUCCUCCGAUCCGUUUGUGGAAAAGAAAUCAAGUGGUCUAUCCAUGUUCCAGACUGAGUUUGUGGAAAACUUAUGUAAUGCAACAAGAUAUACCUACUUUGACAAACAUUUUAGAAAAUAA
Molecule: messenger RNA, 1080 nt
Organism: Naegleria fowleri
Lineage: Eukaryota; Heterolobosea; Eutetramitea; Acrasida; Naegleriidae
Exons: 2
Coding region: 1-1080 (359 amino acids)
Source: RefSeq, a predicted model, not a curated record